AUGGAUAAAAAGAUCAUAGCAGACGUAUUUCAAAGACAUUUGGAAUAAUUGGUGAGUAGACUCAAUGAUGUAUAUGAAUUUAUAUAUUAAAUAGGACAUUCCAGCAAUUUGUAUAUUAUCUGGUAAGGAGGACGGAUCAAUCAAACCAAAAACAAAAGCACUUUUUGUUUGGCUUUUUGGAUAUGAUAUGAUUGAGACAGUGUUUUUAGCCACAAAGAAAUAGAUUUUUUACUUGGCAAGUGAUAAGAAACGUAAGAUUAUUAAGUGAGUUUCUAGUUCAGAUGAUGGAAGAGACAAAACAAAAACUAAGUGGUAAAUUUGAGGUUCAUUUUUACAAGAAAAUGAAUGACAAUCGAGAAUCAUUUGAGAAGAUUCGAUAAAAAAUAGGAAAUGUUAAAUUGGGAAUGCCCACUACUGAAAAAUAAGCAGGAAGUUUAGCAGCCGAAUGGUAUGAGUAUAAGGGAUGGUAAUAAAUAGUGGAUGCCACUUAAUUAAUUGGUGAUGUGUUAGCAGUUAAAGAUGAUUAAGAGUAGGGUUUUAUAUAACAAUCUUCAUAAUUGACUACCCGCCUAUUUAAGAAAUUGAUCAAAUAAAUAGAAGAUUCAAUAGAUGUUGGUACACGUAUCACACAUCAAGACUUGGCCAAGAAAGUUGAAUAAUCUUUAGAAAAUGAUAAACAAAAAGUAAUGAAAGAGAUUGGAUUGUAAGAUGGUCUUUAUGAUUUUGCCUAUACUCCAAUAAUUUAGAGUGGAGGCAAUUACUAAUAAGUAGAAGGACCCAAUAAAGAUUAUCUUUCAUCAGAUGUAAUCAUAAUCUAACUUGGUACCUAAGUCAAUGAAUAUAAUACCAAUUGUAUCCGUACACUCUUUAUAAAUCCCACUGAAAUUUAGAAGAAACUUUAUAAUGCAAUUUUAGAAGUCCAAAAUAAAAUCAUAACAUCAAUGACUAUUGGUACAUCUCUAAAUGUUGUAUUCAAAGAUUCCCAUCAAUUAUUAUAAUAAAAGUUGUAGGAGCUUAAUUUAUAAAAUUUAUAAUUACCUACAUCAUUUGGAUAUGGAAUAGGACUUGAAUUAAAGGAAUCUAAUUUGGUUAUAAAUGAAAAAUCUACACAUGUAGUAGCCAAAGGUGAAGUAUAUUUUGUUAAUUUGGUAUUGGAGAAUGUUCCUAACGGAUAAAAAAAUAUAACUUACACAAUUUAAGUUGGAGAUGUGAUUGUAAUCACUAAUGGUGCUGCUACAAUUACCACUACACAAAUUCCAAAGGCUUAUAAAUAAAUAUCUUAUUAAUUGUAAGAGGAAGAUGAACCUGAAAGGAAACCAGCUCCAGUAUAAACAGAUAAAGAUAAACCCAUAAGAGCUAGACCUCGUAAUUAAUAAAUAUAGAUUCAAAGAUAGAAUGAAAAAUAGAGAUAGAUUCAUUAAGAGAAAUUAGCUAAAGAUAAAUAGACUGAAUUAGAAUAAAGAUUAGAAUAAGAUUAAUUUGUUUAAAAUUAAUAAGAAGUUAAAGCUUUAGAAUUGGAUAAAUUAUCAUGUUACUAAAAACCAGAACAAUAUCCAAAAGAACUCUAGAAAGGAUAGAUUUAUAUUGAUAAUUAUAAAUGUGCUCUUUUGGUACCAUUAUUGGGAACUCAUAUUCCAUUUCAUGUAUCUUGUAUAAAGAAUGUGAGUAAAAUUGAUGAAGGCAAGAUGGGAUCAUCUAUAAGAAUAAAUUUUUUCACAUCAGAAACAACAGCUGGAUAGAUUUAAUUUCCAAAGGUUGAUGGUGAAACAAUCUUCAUAAAGGAAUUAUAAUAUAGAUCUAAGAAAUCAGAUCGUCCAUAGAAUUUAAUACUUUAAAUUAAAUCAUUACAAAAGAAAGUAAAGACUGAGUAAUAAGUGGAGAGAGAGAAAUAAAAUGUUGGAGAUAUGGAACCAUUAAUAGUAAAUAAAGGAGGUCGAAAACCAAUAUUUAAGGAUUUGAAAGUGAGACCUACAUUUGGAUCUGGAAAGGCAGCAGGAGUUUUAGAAGUUCAUACUAAUGGAUUUCGUUAUAUCCAUUCUAAUAAAGAAUAAUUGGAUAUUGUAUUCAAAAACAUUAAACAUUAUAUAUAUUAAAGUCCAGAAUAGGAUAUUAUAGCUGCUUUACAUUUUCAUUUACAUUCUCCAAUUGUAUUGGGUAAACGUAAAACACAUGAUGUUCAAUUUUAUUGUGAAGUUGGUGGUGCAGUAGAACAUUUAGAAGGUAGAAAGAAAACAAAUAGAAAUGAUGAGGAUGAAAUUGAAGAAGAAGAAAGAUUAAGAAUGCAUAGAAAAAAGAUGGCAAAAGAAUUUGAAGUGUUUAUUAAGACUAUUGAAGAAUUGGGAGCAGAAUAUAAAAUAUCAUUUGAAAAACCAUUCCGUGAUUUAGGAUUUGAAGGUAAUUGGAAUAGAGCAAGAUUAUUCUUAUAACCUACACGUGAUACAUUGAUGAAUGUUGUUGAAAGUCCAUUCUUUAUUUUAACUUUGAAUGAAGUAGAAAUAUGUUGUUUUGAACGUAUAAUACCAGGCAUUAAAUCUUUUGAUUUAGUAUUUGUAUUCAAAAACUAUGAUAAACCAGUACUAAGAAUUGAGAGUAUUGAUAUCAAAGAUUUAGAAGGAGUCAAGAAUUGGUUAGAUAGAGUAUAUUAUUAUUAUAAUAGUAGAUGAAUCUUCUCUUUUUUGAAGUGGGUUAGAAUUUGGUUUGGAAGAAUGUUCUUGCAUAAAUUUAGAAAGAUAUUCCAGGAUUUGUUUAAGAUGGAGGAUGGACUAAUAUUUUAGCAGAAAGUGAAGAAGAAGGAGAUGAAGAAGAUGAUCCAGAAGCAGGUGAUAGUGAAUUCUCACCUGGUGAAUCAGUAAUGAUAUUUAUUUAAAUUAUUUAGGGUGAUGAUGGUGAAGAUGAUUCUGAUUUCACAGAAGAUGAUGAAGAUGGUGAUGAGGAUGCUGAUGCUGAUGAAGAUGAUGAUGAUGAUGAAGAUUUAUCUGAUGUUCUUGAUCUUAAUAACAUAAGUGAAUAGGAUGAUGAUGAUGAUGCUGAAGAUUCAGAUUCUGGUAUUUAUUAUCUUCUAAUCAUAUAGAUAAACAUAGAAGAAAAGGUUAAGCAAAAGGUCAUUCAAAGCCAUAGCCUAAAACAUAGAAUAAACCAUAACCAAAACCAUAACCAAAACCAUCUGGGCCACCUCCUCGUUCCACUUAGCCUCAAAAACGUUAACCACCUAGAAAAUGAGU
This is a messenger RNA of Paramecium pentaurelia, 3221 nucleotides long. Lineage: Eukaryota; Ciliophora; Oligohymenophorea; Peniculida; Parameciidae. The record is from the annotation of a GenBank genome assembly.